AUGUACUUUCAGUUGUUCAUUCAUUAUAAUUAUCAAGACAGACAGACAGUUCCUCAGUGUCAAAACAUAUGCUACCUCAAUUUAAGCAGCUGGACUGUGUCUUCGUUCAAGCUUUUAUUGAUUUUUGUUUCUUUGCUUUCUUUGGCAGGUGACAUCACACAGAAGGGCUAUGAAAAGAAGAGAUCAAAAUUAAUUGGGGCCUACUUGCCACAACCUCCGGCGGCGAAUGGAGCUGCCGCAGUACGGUGCAGACUACAGCACAGUGAAGGGGCCGCGAGGAGGAGGCUCCGCACUGGCAACAUUGGGGUCUGUGACAUCCGGGAAGCAGCAGCUAGAGAGCGCACCGCACCGCACAGCACAGCGGCCAACCGGCCUCUCUUUUACUUUCGCUUUGGAGUAGAUCAAGCACUGCCUCAAGAACGCAGAACGCCCGUCACGCCUUCCUCCUCCUCUCGCUACCACCGCCGCAGGUCCUCAGGAUCACGUGAUGAGCGCUAUCGGUCAGAUGUUCAUACGGAAGCAGUCCAGGCAGCUCUUGCAAAACAUAAAGAAAGGAAGAUGGCAGUGCCUAUGCCAUCCAAGCGACGUUCAUUGGUGGUCCAAACAUCAAUGGAUGCCUACACACCUCCAGAUACCUCAUCUGGGUCGGAAGAUGAAGGAUCCGUACAGGGUGAUUCCCAGGGAACUCCCACCUCAAGCCAAGGGAGUAUAAACAUGGAACACUGGAUCAGCCAAGCAAUCCAUGGCUCUACCACAUCUACGACGUCUUCAUCUUCAACGCAAAGCGGUGGCAGUGGCGCUGCUCAUAGGCUAGCUGAUGUAAUGGCACAAACACAUCUAGAAAAUCAUUCCGCACCUCCAGAUGUUACCACUUACACCUCAGAACACUCAAUACAAGUUGAAAGACCACAAGGUUCGACAUCAAGGGUGGCACCAAAAUAUGGAAACGCUGAACUUAUGGAAACUGGUGAUGGAGUUCCAGUAAGUAGCAGAGUGUCGGCAAAAAUUCAGCAGCUAGUCAACACCCUAAAACGACCCAAACGACCUCCAUUGCGAGAGUUUUUUGUAGAUGAUUUCGAAGAAUUGUUAGAAGUUCAACAGCCAGACCCAAACCAACCAAAGCCAGAGGGAGCUCAGAUGUUGGCAAUGCGUGGAGAACAGCUGGGCGUGGUUACGAAUUGGCCUCCAUCUCUUGAAGCAGCGUUGCAACGAUGGGGAACCAUCUCUCCAAAAGCUCCUUGCCUAACCACUAUGGACACCAAUGGAAAACCACUAUAUAUUCUCACUUACGGCAAACUCUGGACCCGUAGUAUGAAGGUUGCAUACAAUAUACUGCAUAAAUUGGGCACAAAGCAAGAACCGAUGGUACGGCCAGGAGACAGGGUAGCGCUAGUAUUUCCCAACAAUGAUCCUGCUGCCUUUAUGGUAGCAUUUUAUGGCUGCUUGCUUGCAGAAGUUGUCCCUGUUCCUAUUGAAGUGCCACUUACCAGAAAGGGGACUCCUCCUUCUGUCUGGAUUUUCAUAGAAGCCAAACCAAAUGAGAGCUCAUUUCUGAAGACUUUUCUUGCAAAAGAUGCAGGAAGCCAACAGAUAGGCUUCUUGCUUGGAAGCUGUGGUGUAACUGUGGCCUUGACUAGUGAUGCGUGCCAUAAAGGGCUGCCUAAGAGCCCCACGGGGGAAAUACCACAAUUUAAAGGUUGGCCCAAGCUGCUAUGGUUUGUCACAGAAUCAAAACACCUUUCAAAACCUCCUCGAGACUGGUUCCCACAUAUCAAAGAUGCAAACAAUGACACAGCUUACAUUGAGUACAAAACGUGUAAAGAUGGAAGCGUGCUCGGCGUGACGGUGACAAGAAUUGCACUGCUGACCCAUUGUCAAGCUCUCACGCAGGCCUGUGGAUACACAGAAGCUGAAACCAUUGUGAAUGUAUUAGAUUUCAAGAAGGACGUAGGCUUGUGGCAUGGGAUUCUCACAAGUGUUAUGAACAUGAUGCAUGUCAUAAGCAUCCCAUAUUCCUUAAUGAAAGUGAACCCACUUUCGUGGAUACAAAAAGUAUGCCAGUACAAAGCGAAAGUGGCUUGUGUAAAAUCCAGGGAUAUGCACUGGGCAUUAGUAGCACAUAGAGAUCAACGGGAUAUCAACCUUUCUUCACUCCGAAUGUUAAUAGUAGCUGAUGGCGCCAAUCCAUGGUCUAUUUCUAGUUGUGAUGCAUUUCUUAAUGUCUUCCAAAGCAAAGGUCUGAGACAAGAAGUUAUCUGUCCUUGUGCUAGUUCACCAGAGGCUCUAACAGUGGCUAUUAGAAGGCCAACAGAUGAUAGCAAUCAACCACCAGGCAGAGGGGUCUUGUCUAUGCAUGGUCUUACCUAUGGUGUUAUUAGAGUAGAUUCUGAAGAAAAACUUUCUGUGCUAACUGUGCAAGAUGUUGGCUUGGUGAUGCCGGGAGCCAUCAUGUGUGCAGUGAAGCCAGAUGGAGUGCCCCAGCUCUGUCGAACAGAUGAAGUGGGUGAGCUCUGUGUGUGCGCUAUUGCAACUGGUACAUCUUAUUAUGGACUUUCUGGAAUGACCAAAAACACGUUUGAGGUGUUCCCCAUGACCAGUUCAGGCGCGCCAAUAAGUGAAUAUCCAUUUAUAAGAACUGGCCUGCUUGGCUUUAUUGGUCCAGGUGGACUUGUGUUUGUCGUUGGCAAAAUGGACGGCCUCAUGGUUGUCAGUGGACGAAGGCACAACGCAGAUGACAUUGUCGCCACAGCAUUGGCAGUGGAACCAAUGAAGUUUGUCUACAGGGGGAGAAUAGCAGUGUUUUCAGUGAGUGUCCUUCAUGAUGAGAGGAUAGUUAUUGUGGCUGAGCAGAGGCCAGACUCUACAGAAGAAGACAGCUUUCAGUGGAUGAGCAGAGUGCUGCAGGCGAUAGACAGUAUACAUCAAGUGGGUGUUUACUGCCUCGCGCUGGUGCCCGCAAACACACUCCCAAAGACACCUCUAGGUGGAAUCCACUUAUCAGAAACGAAACAGCUGUUCCUGGAAGGAGCAUUGCAUCCCUGUAAUGUGCUGAUGUGUCCACACACCUGUGUAACAAACCUGCCUAAACCAAGACAAAAACAGCCAGAAAUUGGCCCUGCCUCUGUGAUGGUGGGGAAUCUGGUCUCUGGAAAAAGAAUUGCGCAGGCAAGUGGCAGAGACUUGGGGCAAAUAGAAGAUAACGAUCAAGCCAGAAAGUUCCUAUUUCUUUCAGAAGUCUUACAGUGGAGGGCGCAAACGACUCCUGACCAUGUGCUUUACACAUUACUAAAUUGUAGGGGUACAAUAGCAAACUCUUUAACAUGUGUUCAGCUGCAUAAACGAGCUGAAAAGAUAGCAGUUAUGUUGAUGGAAAGGGGACACUUACAAGAUGGUGAUCAUGUUGCUUUAGUCUACCCACCAGGCAUAGAUCUGAUUGCUGCAUUUUACGGGUGCUUGUACGCAGGCUGCGUGCCAAUAACAGUGCGACCUCCACAUCCACAGAACAUUGCGACAACGUUGCCUACUGUGAAGAUGAUUGUGGAGGUGAGUCGGUCUGCCUGCUUAAUGACAACGCAGUUAAUAUGUAAAUUGUUACGGUCGCGAGAGGCAGGAGCAGCUGUGGAUGUCAGAACGUGGCCCCCUAUAUUAGACACAGAUGAUUUGCCAAAGAAGCGGCCUCCUCAGAUCUACAAACCUUCUAACCCUGACACCCUGGCUUAUCUUGAUUUCAGUGUAUCCACAACUGGAAUGCUAGCAGGGGUGAAGAUGUCUCAUGCAGCCACGAGUGCCUUCUGUCGUUCUAUUAAGCUACAGUGUGAGCUUUAUCCUUCUAGAGAAGUUGCUAUCUGUUUGGACCCUUACUGUGGACUUGGGUUUGUCCUUUGGUGCCUCUGUAGCGUUUAUUCGGGACACCAGUCUAUUUUGAUUCCUCCCUCAGAACUGGAGACCACGCCUGCUCUCUGGCUCCUGGCUGUGAGUCAGUACAAAGUGAGAGACACCUUCUGCUCCUAUUCUGUCAUGGAACUUUGUACAAAGGGUCUUGGUUCACAAACAGAAUCUCUCAAGGCAAGGGGACUGGACCUCUCAAGAGUGCGGACAUGUGUGGUUGUGGCAGAAGAACGGCCCAGAAUAGCUCUAACACAGUCUUUCUCAAAGCUUUUUAAGGACCUGGGCCUACACCCCCGGGCUGUCAGCACAUCGUUUGGCUGCAGAGUUAACCUGGCUAUCUGUUUACAGCCACACAGGCUGGGGAAACUGGCCGAGCAGGGAACCUCUGGGCCAGAUCCAACCACUGUAUAUGUUGACAUGAGGGCCCUUAGACAUGACAGAGUGCGUUUAGUAGAACGAGGAUCCCCUCAUAGUUUGCCCCUCAUGGAAUCAGGAAAGAUCCUCCCCGGAGUUCGUAUCAUUAUUGCUAAUCCGGAAACAAAGGGGCCCUUGGGAGAUUCUCAUCUUGGCGAGAUAUGGGUUCAUAGUGCUCAUAAUGCGAGUGGCUACUUUACUAUCUAUGGUGAUGAAUCCUUGCAAUCGGACCAUUUCAACUCGAGACUUAGUUUUGGGGACACUCAAACCAUCUGGGCAAGGACCGGCUACUUAGGAUUCUUACGAAGAACGGAACUGACAGAUGCAAAUGGGGAGCGACACGAUGCACUUUAUGUGGUAGGUGCACUAGAUGAAGCCAUGGAACUGCGAGGAAUGAGGUAUCACCCCAUAGAUAUUGAGACAUCUGUAAUUAGAGCACAUAAAAGCAUUACAGAAUGUGCGGUCUUUACCUGGACAAAUUUGUUGGUUGUUGUUGUGGAGCUGGAUGGAUCAGAACAAGAAGCCUUAGACCUGGUUCCUUUGGUCACCAAUGUGGUCCUGGAGGAGCAUUAUCUGAUUGUAGGCGUGGUGGUGGUGGUGGACGUUGGUGUAAUCCCUAUCAACUCCCGUGGAGAGAAACAACGUAUGCAUCUACGAGAUGGAUUUUUGGCAGACCAACUAGACCCCAUCUAUGUGGCCUACAACAUGUAGUCUUGUGUCUUUAAGGCUUCCAUGAACUUCACUCUAGAUGUAUAAAACAUUUUUUGACAUACACUAAAAAUGUGCUGAUAAGAAAGGGACGCUCUUCAGAACGAAACUAUUUCUAUUAGGACUCACUGAGGCGCUCAUUAUUAGCAGGACAAAUAAUGUGAAAUUGUGUUUCUUUUACCACUACAUUUUAGCACAGAAGGACUUUGGGGUACUACCUUCAGUUUGUUGGAAAGCCCAUUAUUAGACUUUUUAAAAAAAGAUUAUUUUUUGCUUAUUGGGAUGAUACUGCUUUCUAAGUAAUAUGGCUUUGUAUUUUAUGUUAAACUGAAGUAGCUAAUUUUUUUUUUAAAUCUGCCCUCCAAGUGGAUAUUUUUGAACACAUCAUAAUAUGACUGAAUUGUUUUGGUUUACUUGUUUUUAAAUGUCCAUAAACAAUCUUUUCCAAAAUGGCUCCAUUACUAAUUUUAAGCCAUUUUGUAUUCCAUUGUCUUAGAAGACGACAUUGAGGUACGAGGAAAAUACUCAAAACAGCACCUUCUCAAAUUAGAGUUUUUAACAGCUUUCUCUCCUGGAAAUGCUGAAAGUACAAAGGUGAAACGAACCUUUGAUUAUUAGUGUUAGAAUGAACAGAAAUUUAUAAAUAAGGUGUAUUUCGGCAAUGAACUUGCAGAUAUCUUUGUACUAAACUAAAAAGAUAAAAUAAGUUAACUACUUCUGUAAUUAUGUACAAAACCUUUAAUUUAUUUUGAUCUCUUUAGAAGUAUAAAAGAGAAACAUUCAAGAAUAUUAAGCUCUUGUAAUGUUUGCUAAUAUAAAAACAAAAGGGGUUGUAUUAUCUUGAGUGGAUAGUAUCACAUCGAAUAUAUAUAUAUGAAAUAUAAAUUCACUAAUGACAGAAAAGAUUUUAAAGUUUUAAAAGGAUGCAGUACUCAUCACUUGCAUGGUGUCUCUUUUCCCACUGUAGAUAAUCAAACAUUAUUCACAAACUUUUAAGGGGGAAAAAAAGCAGUCCUGGAUUUCCUAAGCAUCCCUGUCUAAAAAGAUUUUUUUUUCUGGAUACCAGCAAGUGAGAUCACUGUGCUUGCCUGCAAGGCAGUGAGUGAAUUUUUAAGGUCGCCAUCCUGCCAGCCAGCAUGCACAGAGUAUAAGGCUGUCGAGUGGUUCCUGCAGAGCCUUAGGGCCAUUCCUCCCGUUUUUCCACCAGCUCUCUCUCUCUCUCUCUGUGUCCAGAUGCUCUUCCAGGCCUGUUCCACCGCUGAGUUUUAUCGACAGCCCUCCCAUAUUGACGUCUCCCACAGCCUGUUGCCUUUCUGUUUCGAGAGCCUCCUCUCUGUGGCUCUGCUCCUUGGGUUUCUCUGUUCAAGGAGCUGGGACAACAAUUGAAGGAAUGCUGGCGAGGAGGCCACGCGAAGCCUUCUCCUGCUGCUUUCCGACAGCUUGAAAGAGCAGGGGUGGAAGCCAAUAUGGAUGCUACUGGGAGACGGGCGCCAGGAGCAGGGGCCUGUGGGAGCCCUUCCACACCCUGCUCUCUGUGCACCCGACAAUGUAGGAGUUGCUUUUGCGGCCAAAGACUUUUUAACAGUGCACUACGAAGGAUUCUUUUCUUUACCGUGGAGGUGACAGUAAAUAUUUGUGCCGGCAUGUAUGUUCAUACACUUCUUAGACUUUAGAAGAGUCGUUUUUUGAAGAAUAGCACUGUUUUUCAUAGCUGCAUAAUAUUGUUGCACAGAAUUUUGUCAUAAUUUUUUUCUAAGUUGAUGUUUUGUUGUUGUUUUUUUAAAAAAACCAUUUUUGGUGGUCCUUUUGAACGAGAAUUUUCAUUUUUUUUUUUAAUCGAUUUGCCUUCUCCACUGGCUUGUCUUUACUUUGGUCAGAGGGGAGGGCACAAAGCCAUCCACUUUGACACUUAGUAGAAAGUUGUUUUUUAAUAGGCUCUCUUAUAGCGCAUUGUUAUUGGGGGAGUCAUCGAAAAGCCGCUCUAAACUUAUCUGGCACAGCCGGGUGCAACUGCUAACAUGUCCUGAUGCCAAACAUAGGAGCUGAAAUUGGUGCUGCAAGUUAAUGCCACCCUUCAGUUCCAAAGGGAAUCUGCUCACAGAAGAACAACAGAAAAAUGCGUGGAUCACAGAUGCCUUUUGUUUCUUUUUGAAAUCUUGUUCUCGUUAGGUAAAGUGAAUCUUCUGAUUCUAGUUCUUUCAUUAUAUUUCUUUUCUUUUUUUUAAUGCUGAUGUUGGUUUUAUCCCUGUGUAACCUGGUUGACUAGUGUCUGAUCUGAGAAGGGUAAAGCUUAAGCAGGAGCAGUCCAAGAAUGCUUUUUUUAAAAAAAGAAGAAGAAAAGAUUCAAAAUAAUUAAUUUGCUGGCGUUCAUUACAAGAAUAUGCAUGACUAAGACAGUUGCAGGACAAAAGCUACAAGAUCUUUAUAUAACAUGUAUAAGGGAAAUAUUUUGCCUACCUUUGCAGACUUAAUUUGAUUCUGAAGACCCUUUUUUUAAAAAAGAAAGCAGGAUUCCUUAAAAGUGAGGGAUGGGUUUUAGUCUGCAUGUAGAAGACAGAGCAUCUUGCCAUGGCAAAUCUCUUUGCUGUUUAAUUUUCUGGUGCCCCUUUUCUAGAUAUUCCUUUGCCCUGUGAAUAUUUUUUACUCAUGUUCCAAAAACCAGUCCUGAAGUGUUUUGUCAAAGGAAGGAUGUUUGGGGUUUGUUUUUUUUUUGGUAAGAUUUUUGUUUGUUUGUUUUUAUUUGGUCCCCGAAAAUAAAACCACUUUUUCUCCUUAAAAUGUCAAGUUGCUGUAAGGUUCAGACAAGCCGUUUAUUGAUUAUGAGCAUAAUUACAGUGUAUGAACUAACUUGUGAUGUCCUUGCUGUUGCUGAUCUCAGUGCUGCAAAACACAAAUUUAGCUGUCAUUUUGUUAAAGCAUCACUUUUAACCUUCACCAAGUCAACUUUCCAUUCCUGGAGAGGUGGCAGAGGACUGCAGUGCAGUCGUACAGCGUAGUUAAUAACCCGAACUCUUCUGCAACCUGUCAUCUUGGGUUGUUUAAAAAAAAAAAUCUGAAACUUGGGAUGGUAAAUGACGAUGAACUGAAUUCUUAGUUUUGUCUUGCAAGUUGAGAGGAAAGAAACACACAUGUACCAUCAGAUUCAGCAAUAAAGAAGGAUUGUUCUGUAUUAGAAACUGUACUGUAGAUAAACCAUUCAUGAGAAUGUAUAAAAAAUGUUUGUCUUGUGACCUUGUGCUUUUGAAGUCAGACAAAACCAUGUAAUCAAGCUGAUGCACAUGCACACUUAGAAA
Molecule: messenger RNA, 8303 nt
Organism: Pogona vitticeps (central bearded dragon)
Lineage: Eukaryota; Metazoa; Chordata; Lepidosauria; Squamata; Agamidae
Source: RefSeq, a predicted model, not a curated record